Messenger RNA from Gossypium raimondii (Peruvian cotton), 1481 nucleotides. RefSeq names its product protein IQ-DOMAIN 6. The transcript has 5 exons. Gene Ontology annotation, molecular function: protein binding. Lineage: Eukaryota; Viridiplantae; Streptophyta; Magnoliopsida; Malvales; Malvaceae. Bases 286 to 1419 code for a protein of 377 amino acids. The record is from RefSeq and is a predicted model, not a curated record.
GAUCAACAUCAACCCGUUGGGUUGUUUUGAAUUUCAAAAUAUUGAACCGCAUUAGACCUUGUUAACCCAGACCUGCGUAGCACGGUUCUUCAUUGUUAUCCCAGAUUUUUGUUUCAAGUUCUCACUCAAUCUGCUCUGUUUUUUUUCUACGAAAAGAGCAAAAUUUUCCCACAAAUAAAAAUCCUUCUUUUCUUACCAAGUUGCCUCCUUUGGAGCUAGUUUAGAGUAGAAUUAUUCCGUUUCUUUUCUUAAGCUCUGGGAAAAUAUAUAUACAUUGAACUGUUGAUGGGUUCUUCAGGGAAAUGGGUGAAAUCUCUUAUGGGUGUCAAGAAGAAUGAAAAAGAAGACCAAGAAAAAAUGGGUGUCAAGAGCAAGAAAUGGAAGCCAUGGGGCUCUAAAGGGAAGUUCAGAUCAGAUUCUUCACCAAGAACUGCUGCAAUGGCAGCACUAGCCCGAGCUCCUGCUAAAGAUUUCAGGGUUUUAAGGCAAGAAGGGGCUGCCAUCCGCAUCCAAACUGCUUUUCGUGGUUUCUUGGCAAGAAGAGCUUUGAGAGCUUUAAAAGGAAUCGUGAGGCUUCAAGCAUUAGUUCGCGGCCGACAGGUGAGGAAACAGGCCACCGUAACGCUUCGGUGCAUGCAAGCUCUCAUUCGUGUCCAAGCUCGUGUUAGGGCUCGUCGUGUGCGGAUGUCAACAGAAGGACGGGCAGUUCAGAAGAUACUCGAUGAAUGCCACAGCAAGGAUGAUAUCUUGAAACAAGCAGAGGAUGGCUGGUGUGAUAGCAAAGGAACACUAGAAGAUGUUAAAACAAAGCUGCAAAUGAAGCAAGAAGGAGCCUUCAAGAGAGAAAGAGCUCUAGCUUAUUCUCUUGCUCAGAAGCAAUGGAGAUCAAAGCCUGGUUCAACUAGCCAAACAAAUAGCUCAGGUUUAUAUACCAAAUAUCAAGAAUUCGACAAAAACAGUUGGGGUUGGAGUUGGCUGGAACGUUGGAUGGCGGCCCGGCCAUGGGAGACAAGGUUGAUGGAACCAUCACGGGCCCCACCAUCAAAACAUUGCUUAGAGGGAAAGAAUGCGAGAUCUUCUUCCCCAUGCUUUGUGGAAGUCAGAAAGAACAAUAUCAGCACUAGGAUUUCUGCAAAGCCUCCAUGUAUUGGGCAAGUUACUCAUUCCUCUUCGAGUCCAAGUACCGAGUUUCGGUUCAAUCCAAGUUCAGCUUCAUCGUCAAUAUGCACGUAUUCUACACCUGUUUCUGGUAACACUACCUUGAGUAGUACAGAUAGAACAGAACAAAGUGGCAAUAGUAGACCAGAUUAUAUGAACUUGACAGAAUCUACCAAGGCAAAACAAAGAUCUAGCAACAAUCAUGUCCAUAUGUCUCGACCACUAUAUCCGAAUACGAAUGCUGGAAACAGGUAUGUCUAACAUGGAUAUGUUGUACAUUUGUUCAUUUAGUUCAGUGACAUGGAUUGAUCUUCCUUUCUUUA